Molecule: messenger RNA, 3848 nt
Organism: Leptidea sinapis
Lineage: Eukaryota; Metazoa; Arthropoda; Insecta; Lepidoptera; Pieridae
Gene: p130CAS
Product: breast cancer anti-estrogen resistance protein 1
Exons: 9
Coding region: 288-2057 (589 amino acids)
Biological process (GO): cell migration; cell surface receptor protein tyrosine kinase signaling pathway
Cellular component (GO): plasma membrane; cytoplasm
Molecular function (GO): protein binding
Source: RefSeq, a predicted model, not a curated record
GCGUUGCUGUCAAACGCACGUCGCGUGAGUUUGAGUCCACUCACGGCUGUCGAUCGUGUAGCGUAGUGCACGCGCGCCAGAUUAUAGUGUUUCUAAUUCUUACGCGUUGAUUAGAUCGCGUAUUAGUGGUGCGUUGAAUGAAAUAUUGUUGAAUUAUAAUUCUAUUGUUCGGUGAUAGUGAUUUUGUAUUUGUGUUGUGAACCGCCCCCGGUCGAAGUUGGGGUUCUAGUGUUGGAUGUUGCGACGACAGCGGGUGCCGGGGCGCGGCCGGCGCCGUCGCUAGGAAAAUGUCGAUACCCCUUGGCCGGGAGACACUGCUCCCCACGCAGUGCAUGGCGCGGGCGUUGUACGACAACAUAGCGGAGUCUCCAGACGAGCUGGCCUUCAGAAGGGGUGACCUCCUCACCGUGCUGGAGCAGAACACGGGAGGUAGCGAGGGCUGGUGGCUCUGCUCCCUCCGAGGUCGACAGGGAAUAUGUCCAGGGAAUCGGUUAAGGAUCGUCGCGGGAGUGUUCGAUGGGUCUUCAUCACAACGGCGGAGAGCCCGCGUCCCAGCGCCUGUUGCUCAUCAGCCCAUGCCAACACAACAAUCACCUGCUUUUACCAAAAUCGAAGAGUGUUCACACUAUGACGUACCAAGAACACCGAUGCCGGUCCAGCGACUUGGCACCUACGACUGUCCCCGACCGGCUGCCGAGUGGUAUGACGCUCCUCGCGCCCCGCGCCCUGCCAGCGCUGACAGCGCUUGCAGCGGCACAGGGUCUCUCACAUCAGCGACUUCAAGCGCUUCAGCUCACUCGGGAAGCUCAGCGCAUUCUGCUGCAUCGGCGUCCAGUACAUACGACGUACCCCGCUCUAGAGCACUACCGCUGCCUUGUGAUGCAGCGCUGGAAGCGCUUGAAAGAUUACAAGAGGAGGCAUCGGCGGCGGUGUCUAGGCUGCUUUCAUAUGUGUCGCCUGGCUGGCGACGUCGCGGCGCGCUUCGACCGCGCGUCUUAGACGUCCGGGUGGCCGGUGCAAGGCUAAGGGCCGCUCUACACGAUCUCGCAGUGUUCGCUGACGCUACGCUGGCUAAUGCACACGAUGCACAAGAUAAAGGUAUCGCAGUAAAGUUACGGCCACUAGUAAAAGCCUUAAAAGAUGCCGAGCGUAUCACGCAUGAAGCGACGAGUGCAUUGGACGCCGGAGAUUGGGCACCUGAACGAUUAGAAAGGGAUAGAGAACCAACAGACGGCACGCAAGACGCGCUCGACCAACUCGUUGCGUGUGCCCGAUCCUUAACUGAAGAUGUUAGACGAGCUGCUUCAUUUAUCCAUGGAAAUGCGUCUCUUCUCUUCAGACGAUCAGCAACAGUACCUGAACACGAAUGGACGGAGGAGUAUGAUUACGUGCGGCUGGAGUCUCGGACAGCAGUUGGUCGGCGGAAUGCGGAGAUCAGAGCCGCUCUACCGGACAAGUUACGGGCUUCCUUUGACGCACUUGUCCGGGAUGCAGAUCAUGCGGGAGAGGUCAGCGCUGUAGCGGCUGCGACGAGUCUGCCACCAGAUGACAGACAGUUGGCAGCAUUUUAUGCAGCACAAACAGCUACAUACGGUGCUCAUUUAUCCACUGCAGUUGAAGCAUUCCUGAGGACCAUAGAGAUGGGACAACCCCCUGAUGUCUUCCUAGCACAUGGCAAAUUUGUAGUUUUGAGCGCGCAUAGAAUAGUUCAUGUUGGCGACACUGUACAUAGGAGCGCGCAACACACUGGUCUAAAAGCAAAAAUAUUACGAUGUUCGGAUGCACUGUCCGACGCAUUAGCAACAACAGUCGCAAAGACGAAAACGGCUGCCCAACAGUUCCCCUGUGCGAGUGCAGUUGCAGAAAUGGCUGAAUCGGCCCGAAAUCUCGCAGCCAGAGCUCAAGAACUAAGACGAGCACUGGUACGAGCGGCUGAACCACCGCAAGAUUGUACACCGGCGACUACAGUUCCACCAUCUUCAACAACGACGCCCUUGACACCGCUCACGCCAAUCGCGCCGCACAAUAUAGGAGCGCCAACUCUUCCAGUAAUAUAAAACGGUUCAGUUUCCAAUUAAGCUUAGUACAAGAUUUUGUAAUAGCAUUAUUCAUUCCAGUUCUUAAUCGUCAUUUAGGUAUCUAUUGAAUUGGAUUGAGGCCAAUGUGUUUAAGACCAAUUUUAAAUUAUUGUACUUAACGUGAUUUAUAGUCGAUGUUUACAUGUGAUUGAAGGAAUAUUGUAUUUUGUGCAAAGCACCAAACGAGGCUGGAGAUCCUCCGUAAGCAUUACAUUAAAACGCCAAUAUUACCAAAGAAAGUCUGUUGUACUACACAAUAAAUACAUCGAUGUAGACUGCCUUAGUUAAUGAAAUAAUUUUACAAGAAAGACAUUUGUUUAAUGAAAACAUUGUAAGGCUGCUAAUAAUUAUUAAUGAUGUGCGAAUAAUUGCUGGAUGCUCAUUUGCUUUUGAGUUGAGUUCUCCGUCCAGUUUUAUACAAUUUGGCAUUGAAGUGCGAUCGUAGUUUUACUAUGUUAUUUAUUGAAAUGGGCUAUGCACGUUUAGUGGACGGGCAUUCUGCCUUAUGUUAUUAAAUGUGUCCUGCGUACAUAAUGACUACCUUAUUAUCUUUAUUCAUCUCUCCAAAGACUUGUCAUUCAAAAUUAGGUCUCUACCUAUUUUUUACUGAUAUAAUUCAGAGCAAACGGCAUUUAAUUUAGGCCUAAUUUUAAUUUAGGAAAUUCGUUAGAUAUGAACGCUUAUUACUUACCAAAAACAUGAGUUCAUACAUAUCAUUUAAAAUUGAUGUUUAUAUCUAACGUUCCUUUGCUAUUUCAAAUGUAAGCAACCGCAUAUCUUCAUCAGGCGAACUCAAAAUCUAGGAUUAAAAAAAAAAACAAAGAGGAAUAAAAAAUUAAUCAAAUGAGUACAUAAAAGAAUGAUUUCUCCCAUUACUAUAAAAUUAAGUAGGUAGGUUAAAUCAAAAUUGGUAAAUGUAUACCUGAUAUUAAAUAGUGCGCGGGUAAUGUCCGCCACGUGUGCAUAGUGCCUAAGUGUUGUUUAACGUACAAAUUUUGCUCAUAGCGCAUGUAUUAUUACAAUGGCUAUAUUAUUAUGAAGUAGAUUCGUGUGGUGUAUCUAAAAUAAAACGGCAUAAGUGUGGCGAUUUAAAUUAAAUUUUUAAUGUUCCUCAUAUACAAAUACUAUUAAUGUAGCAACAGGCUAUAAACGAUUCGAAAUAGUUUUAAUAUCAGGAUUAUUUUAAAUAAUCUGUGUGUAACUAGUUCAUCACUGCCAUACGCUAUAGUUGAGUAAGAUUUUUUGAUAUCAAUAUUAAACGAUUUUAUCAAGAAGUUUAUAAAUAUAACAUUAAAUUAUUCAAUAAAGAAACAAUAAUAAUUGUAGGAAAUAUAAAAUUUGAACAAUAAAAGCAAAUAGGUAUAUACCUAGGUUUUUAUUCAGAGGCGUUUCAAGUUUGAGUUGUCAAUUUUGACGUAAGUAGAAUACAUUUUUGACGUCUUAGAAAAAUUGUGGAUGAAGGGGGCAAGUGUUGGGCUAAAUUAAAAAAAAACCAUAGUUAAACUCGAAAAGCUUUUGAGUGAGCCUUAGACAUCAAUGCAUAUUUAUAGUAUUUUACAAUUAGAAGUAGAUAAUAACUAUUAAACUAUAAUUAUUAAUGUAAAAAGACCGCGUUGUAUAUUAGCUAUGUGUAAUAUAUUUCCUAGAUGUUGUAGAUUAGCUAGACUAGACAGAAUUGUACAUAACGCAUCAUAAUUUUAAUGUAUGUACUUAUAAUUUAAUCAUCUUGUAAAACGCAAUCAUGUCAAAUAUAUACAAAUUUCGUAUUUA